UCUCGCACAUGUUAUGGUUUAGAAUGCCAGCUGACAGCAAGCAAGGCACACUACUGCACACAGCGUACCCACGCUAAACGUAAUUAAUACAUCAUCGUGACAGCUAAAUCGGAUUAAAACCUAUCAUCAGCCAGAAUUGAUAACAUUAUAGAAAUCAAGGGAAGAUCAGAUUUCGUGUGAUGUUGUCAGAUCGUGUGUCACAAGUCCAGACGGAAACAUCUCUGUAACAACAGUUCGCCGGACAUUUUUGUUUAGUGGAGGAGUGAACUCCGGAAAGCAACAAGCCUUGGACAGCUAUCACCGGGAUCCAUAUUCAGCACAUUUACUUCCUUUAUAACGAUCUUGUAUUGCAGAGCAGUAUUCACAAACAGCAGUUUCUGUAAUCUGUGUGGCAAGAUGGCCACUACACUAAUCACAGUCCCCAUCAAGGAUGCAGCACACCGCUUCAAACAGACAUGGCUCUCAGGCCACCAUUCCCCUCAACAACACAACGACUCAAGCACAGGGUCCAACGAAGCCACAGACAGCCUGGAUGACAGUCUCACAAGUCUCAACUGGCUACAGAAUCUGCGUAUCAUGCGCAUCCAGCAGCCAACCCCACCAACCAGUCCGUCUCCACUGGCGUCCGCGUGCCAACGUCUGAACACGACCAUCACUAUACAGAACCAUAAGAGCCCAAAUGGGAUGGUCAGGGUUGCAAAGACAACGCAGGAGGAGGCCAAAGCGUUUUCCCGCAUCGGUACGCACCACACCACCGCAACGAGUAUAGACCAAGUGGACUACAAGACAAAUCAGUACGUGAAGCCGCCGUAUUCUUACGCUACAUUGAUAUGGAUGGCCAUGAAAGCAUCCAAGAAGAACAAGAUCACGCUGUCUGCAAUCUAUAAAUGGAUAACAGACAAUUUCAAGUAUUAUCAGACGGCUGACCCAAGCUGGCAGAAUUCCAUCCGCCAUAAUCUCUCCUUAAACAAGUGCUUCAUGAAGGUGCCGCGAAGGAAAGACGAGCCCGGGAAGGGUGGUUUCUGGCAGAUCGACCCCGCCCAUGCAGACCUCCUGGAAAAUGGCAUCUUCAAGAAGCGCCGUACCAGCUCCUCCAGAGAUUUCAACACAGAGAACAUCAAGAGAAUCAAGAUUGAGCCGUUGGACGAUUACGAGACGUGUCCCGUCGAGAAACAACACCACAGUCGGAAACAGUCCGCACCCAAGAAGAAGUCGUACGACCUUGACGGUUCGUUUAAAUUCAGACCUCUUCAGUUGAACAGCUUUGGGGAUGCCGAUUUCUCGGAUUCCGAUGACAAUCUGCCUAGUGCUGUCCUUCGGGACGACUUCGGAUGGAACUCCAUCUUCCAAUCUGAGAUUGACAUUGACGGGAUCAAGGUUAAGACGGAGGAUAUCUUAGACGAUGAAGCUCAGCAGAACCGAUGUUUGUCACCGUGCCUUCAGAUUAGUCCCCCACCUUCAAAUGAAGGGGGUGAGCAAUUAGGCUUGCAGAAUCUAGAGGACUGCCUCGACUUGUCAAUCAGCGGGGUUCAAAUCCCGCGACCCGCGUGGUUCGAGGAUCAAUUCAGGGAACUAGACUAUACAGCGGAGGAGGCGCGCAUGCUCUUUGAUGAUAUUGACCUGCCGCCCUCGCCGGACAGUUCGAUCAAUGACCAACAAUCGCAUCCCUGGGCGGAGGCCGGCGGGCCUGUCUCGUUUGAUAUGGAAGAUCUUCUUGAUUUCAGGAGCAUUCCGGGUGAAGACAUGCCGUGGGAUCUUUCUCUUCAUCAACCUCUACCCUCGUCGUGAGGGGGUUUGUUAAGAGACUAAUUUAUAGACUAUUAGUGUCCUAUUCACAGUGCCUAAAUUAUGUUGUCCGAUAUUGAAAGUGGCAAAAAAGCAUCUGGUCAGAAUCACAUACCAGGGACCGGAGAUUGUGCCAAUUGUAGAGAAAUUAACUCUAUCACUCGAAUCUAUUCAAUCAUGAGCUUCAAUAAAAUCAUGUCUGAAGAUCCUGACCAAUCAUGUUUACACUCGGUUAAAAAUCAUGCAAGUAAGUUAAAGUACAAGAUAAAUUCUACUAUUCUACCUUCCCCUCUUAAAAAUCAAGAAAACUUAAAGUGCAAAUAUAACUUUAGAGCAAAAAGACAGCAGUCUGAAGUAUCAAUCUCCAUGUGAAUUGUUUUUUUGCUGAAAUGUUUUCUUGAAGAAUGAAUCUUUGCUUUUAUAUGGGUCGGAAUUUUAAUAGAAUUUCAACCCUGAUCAUGGACAGUGGUAUGACAUGGGAUCCAUAAGAGACAAGCAGCACACUGACUGGUGUGUACAUUACAAAGGAUUAUGAACUAGCUAACCCAAACAAUUUGCAUACAAUAUUGCUACACGAUUUUCCGUGUUCAUUCAAUUGCUGUGAAGUUGGGGCAAUGGAGCUAAAAUUCAGGCCACAUUUAGUUCUUAGAGUUGCUUAAAGGAACACGUUGCCUUGGAUCGGUCGAGUUGGUCUUUGAAAAGCGUUCUGUAGCCGUCUGUU
Molecule: messenger RNA, 2506 nt
Organism: Asterias rubens (European starfish)
Lineage: Eukaryota; Metazoa; Echinodermata; Asteroidea; Forcipulatida; Asteriidae
Product: forkhead box protein J1-B-like
Exons: 3
Coding region: 397-1788 (463 amino acids)
Biological process (GO): regulation of DNA-templated transcription
Molecular function (GO): sequence-specific DNA binding; DNA-binding transcription factor activity
Source: RefSeq, a predicted model, not a curated record